This is a messenger RNA of Cantharellus anzutake, 1607 nucleotides long. RefSeq lists its product as uncharacterized. Gene Ontology annotation, biological process: adenylate cyclase-activating G protein-coupled receptor signaling pathway. The record is from RefSeq and is a predicted model, not a curated record. Gene Ontology annotation, cellular component: plasma membrane. Bases 380 to 1447 code for a protein of 355 amino acids. The transcript has 8 exons. Gene Ontology annotation, molecular function: G protein-coupled receptor activity. Lineage: Eukaryota; Fungi; Basidiomycota; Agaricomycetes; Cantharellales; Hydnaceae.
CUUGUUAUGGUGCUUGACAGCGCUUCUGUGUCUCCACGCAGCGCAACAUCCACCAGUUUGUGAAUUACUUUUUGCAACACAUGCCUUCCACUGCUGGCCAAACUGAUGACGUGUUUGCAUCCACCAAAUUUCAAAUAAUCUCUCGCGCUUAAUCUCGAGUGUUUGCACCCGAAGAUCUGUCAAGGCAGUUGCAUUGUGCACUGCUUGGGCCUACAAACUCAAUUCAGAACGUCAAAUGGCGGUGCUCACUAAAAGCUCUUUCCGCGUCUCUUUUCUAUUUUGGUCAUCAAGAUGGUGGCACGAUGUGCCUAACACAUAAGCAUGAAAAAGCGGUCAUUCCUAUAGAAAUUCUGCUCUCCCCCUUUCAUCAGCGCGCAGGAUGUCUUGUUCGAAGCAUGAUGAUUCCUGCUUCCACAACAACUUCAACUUGCGUGCUGGCCUUGUUCUUGUAUCAGAGGUUGGCCUAUUGUCUUUCGUCCUAGCAUCUUCCCUCCUUUUUUACUCUCUGCGACAAGCAUACAAGAACUAUCGUGGCAGGGACAGCACACCAAACUCUAGCGCCGAGCCUUGGAUACAACCUAUCUCAGUAUUGUUUUUGUGUGCUAUUUUCAUCGAUGUGAUCGGUGGGGUAGGAAAUAUUCUGUCCGUCAGGUGGGCCUUCACAGGAGAAGUCGUCGAGGGUCCAUACUGUACAGCACAGGCGGCCUUAAAGCAGAUUGGGGGUAACGGCGUCGCGUGGUUUACCAUGGCCAUUGCAAUAUUGACGUACCUUCAAGUGGUCCAUUGGAGCUGGGUCGGCGAAAGGGGAGCAAAGAUUUUUGCAACGGGAUCCAUUUGCUUCAUUACCGUAUUCAUCAUCUUGAUUAUUGCGAUUCCCGCUUCGAUUUUCCAUCCAUAUUACGGUGAAGCUGGGCCGUGGUGCUGGAUCCGUAAUGGCAGCGGUGCCAGCCGCCAGAAGUUACGAUUCACAACCCAAUAUGCCUCGGAGUGGCUAGCGAUACUAGUUUCCAUUGUCGCAUAUGGUGCGGUAGCGUACAAGUGGCUACACCAGGCAUCUAUUGAUGCCAACUACGACCUCAAACGGGAUGCGAUUGCCAUGGGAUGGUAUCCUAUCGCUUAUUGUGUCGUCGUUGCACCUCUAUCUGCGGUUCGUUUCCGCCAGUUCAGUGGUCAUCAAUCAACCACUGCUGGUGAGAUAUUCCCUUCUGCCCUUAUAGCUUCAUGGGGAGCCAUCAAUGCCAUUCUGUGGUAUUCGACUGGUAGACGUUUCGGAUUCUCCAACAAAGAGAGCACCUCCCCCAGCAGCACCUCGAACUUGAAGCUUGGUUCUCCUGAGGAAUUUGAGAUGAUCGCUCAAGCGGCUCCCAUCGAUGGUGGAGCAAUUGAAACGAUUCCAAUCCCGCCGACCUAUGCAGAGCCCCCCAGAAGUAACACUCAUUAUGGUUAAGAGUCCCCAUUGGAGAUUACAUGCUCGCAUAUAUUCCGGGGGCUUCAUUCUUGAAUUUGUGGUUCAAUAAGGAACCGCUAUGUUGUCACCCAUGUAUAUUAUGUUUUGUAAUCGUCCGGUCGAUCUUUCCCUCUAUUAUUAUAGUGACUCAUUCCAAGGU